Molecule: messenger RNA, 1047 nt
Organism: Ostrea edulis (European flat oyster)
Lineage: Eukaryota; Metazoa; Mollusca; Bivalvia; Ostreida; Ostreidae
Exons: 1
Coding region: 1-1047 (348 amino acids)
Biological process (GO): DNA integration
Molecular function (GO): nucleic acid binding
Source: RefSeq, a predicted model, not a curated record
AUGCGAAGUAAAUACUGGAUUCCUGGAGUUCACAAAAUCAUUAAACGAGUUAAGGAGAAUUGUGUGGUAUGCAGAAAGCGGGAUAAGGUGUUAGUGCAACAACAAAUGGGUGUCUUACCUUCUUUUAGACUGAGCCCAGCACCUCCAUUCUACAACUGUGCCGUUGACAUGUUCGGACCAUAUACCAUACGUGACACAGUCAAGAAGCGGACACACGGAAAGGCAUAUGGUGUAUUGUUUAACUGUCUUAACUGCAGAGGUGUUUAUGUUGACCUGGCUGAAGGUUACGACACGGGAAGUUUCCUUGUUGUGUUCAGGAGAUUCAUAUCUCUUCGUGGCAACCCGAAACGAAUGAUUUCUGAUGCAGGCACACAAUUAGUAGCUGCGGGAAAGGAACUAAAGAAGUAUGGAAUAGAAUGGAAUGUCAUUAAAUCUGCGGAUGCACCGUGGGAAAAUGGGUGCAGUGAAUCGUUGAUCAAGUCUGUGAAGAGGUGUCUUGAAAUUGCUGUUGGUGAUUCGAUUUUGACAUUUUCGGAAUUGCAAGCUGUGUUUUUUGAGGUUGCAAAUUUGGUGAAUGAGAGACCUAUUGGAACCAAGGUGUGUGAUCCAAAUGAAGGAACGUACUUAUGCCCAAAUGACUUGUUAUUGGGUAGAUCCAGUGCACGAGUUCCUCAGAUUGAAAUGGAUGAACGUUGCAACCCACGGCUCAGGUGGAAGUUUAUUCAACAGCUGGUUGAUGCUUUUUGGAAGAGAUGGAUCAGAGAUUAUUUCCCCACUCUAAUUGUUAGACAGAAGUGGCAUACAAACAGGAGGAAUCUGAAACGGGGUGAUCUGGUUUUAGUUCAGGACGCCAACUUGAUUCGGGGGAAAUGGAAGCUUGCCCAAGUUGCUGAGGCAGAGCCAGGAACAGACGGAAAGGUUCGAGAUGUUACAGUGCGAUACAAAAAUGUAGGUCCCGGCGCAAGCUAUACUGGAUGUACUGACACUAUCAUUCGUAGAUCCGUCCAUCGACUUGUUGUAAUACUACCUACUGAUGAAUGUGAUUAG